AUGACUUCUUUGGUUCAACCUGAAUUCAGCAUUUCAAAGUUAUGUUCAGAUGGGGACAAGCUCUUGGAGGCUGGAGAGCUGGGGAAAGCCACCGCCCUGUUUAUGUCGGCCUUCAGGACACACGCCACCUCUGCCGUCUCCUACAUGCGCAAGCUGGACAAGUCCCGUCUGGAAGGGGUGAUUUGUACCUUGGAAAGUUGGCUAGACAGUCAUGGCGACAGUCAGCCUUCAGAGGGUCUUAAUAAGGGUUUAGUGGCUGUUUUUCUGUCCACCUUGAGCCCAAACAAUCUCUCUGCAACCAUUUUUAAAAUGGAAUCUCUCCUUCAGGCUGGUGGGCAUGGUUGCGAGGAGAUUUUUGCUCGAUGUACAGCUUUGCUUGAAGGCAAACGGCAACCUCAUCCAGAAGGUUCUACCCGUGUGUUGCUGGAGAUUACUCGAGCCCUGGCUUGCUUGUUCUUACAGCCUCAUAGUUCCAAGGGCCCGAGGCUCUACCUUAACGUUUUCCAGAGGAACAAAUCAGAAACUGUGAGACUGGUGCAGAGCAGACAACUUGUGCAUCUGCCCAAAAUAGUGAAGGUCUUUGGUCACCAAGUAAUGUGCAAAUACCCCUCUCUGGAAUUUGAUACUAAGAUGGCAGUGAUUACAAAGGAGAAAAAUACGUUAGAUGAAGAGGAUGUUUCCACAGCUAUUGACUUUUUAUUGGCCAUUUCUCCUGGUGAUAGAGAUGCACAAGAACUUCAGGCAGCUUAUCUCUUUAUGACGGGCCGGUUUGCAGAGAGCACAGACGUGUACGCUGCUCUCUUACACUAUGGCCCAUGUCAGAAAACGUCAGAGAAUUCCCUAGACGAAUUACUUCAAGACUCUCCGGAGAGGAGAGCCAGACUCCUAACCAGCCGGGCGGCUGCCUGCCUGUCAGCCGGUGGAAAGAUUGCAGAGGAGUGCAGGGAUCUGGGGGAAGCAUUUGAGAUCCACCCUGCCACUGCCCGAAUUUACUUCCAAAAACUCUUUACUGCUCAUGGAACGGGGACGGCUGCUCGCUGCCACCUCCAGCAGCAGGCAGAGAAGGGGUUGGCUGGUUUCAGGGAGAGGGUCCUCAUCCGAGCAGACUUACGAUCCACUGAAGGAGUCGAACUCCUGGACACUGUGAUCACUGCAUUGCGGACUCUGUGCCAUCUAGAGCCUGACGGGGGUGGCAGAGAUUUGAGGGUGCGACUGGCUGAUUGUCUGCUCUUUAGAGGGGAGCACAAAGAGGCUCUCUCCAUCUGUAGCCAGCUAGCUGCUGCCCAAGGACAACAGAGUUAUCUAAACACAGUUCAAGUCCUUCGUGGAUUUUCAAGACUUGUCUCUGAUGACCACAAGGGGGCAUUAGAAGACUUCCAAGCUGUGAUUGAACACAGUGCUCCUCAUCCAUGCAGCUGUGUGCGGGCUCUUUGUGGCAGGGGGCUCCUGCGCAUGAUGGGCGGCUUAAACUAUCUAACAGCUCUAGACUACAUGACAGCCAGCGGGCUGCAUCCUCAGGAGACUGCGCUGACCUUUCGCUGCCUGGUGCCGUGGAACUACCGAGGGCUUCUGUUUACUGUUCUGCUGGAGCAGGGACGGGUCAUGCUGGAGGCAACAGCAAAACACAAAUCCAACACUUUCAGUCAAGACUUCCAGCAGUCCCAACAGGAGGGCCAGCUUCAGGAUCCAUCGAAGAAAGACAAGCACAGAUCAGGGACCCCUGCUGGUGUCCAGUCCCUGGCUGUUUUGCUGAUGGAGCUGCAGCCCAGUGCUGAUGGGCCUCAGAUCCUCGCAGCAGAUGCUUUGUACCAGCUUGGCCGGGUGGAGGAAGCCUACAGGUUACUACUCUCCAUAGGAACCACCAAUCCUAGGGCACCUGUACUCGCUCGCCUUGCUCUGCUGCAGCUGCAUAGAGGCUUUCAUUAUGACACCAAUCAGCUGCUGAAAAAGCUGAUUGUGUGUGGUGAUACCAGCUGCCUGCGCAGCCUGUUGGCAGUAGCUCGGCAGAGAGACCGAGCAAUGCUGCAGGGACACUGCCACUCAGCAGCUAAACGCAUCCUGGACGGCAGAGGAGAGGAGGGUGCAGUCAGAGAGGCUGUGGCUUAUCUCUCCAUUGCUAUUAUGGCCUCCGGUGGCGAGGCAUCUGACUCCCUGUUGGAGAGAGCAAGGUGCUAUGCCCUGCUGGGUCAAAGAAAGACGGCCAUAUUUGAUUUCAGUGCCAUUUUGAAGGAGCAUCCGAAACACGUGCACGCCCUCUGUGGGAGAGGCUUCACAUAUCUCAUGCUGAAUCAAGAAAAGGAAUGCAUUCUCGAUAUCCUGGCGGCUCUUCAGAUAAAUGCUGACGCAGUCAUCAGAGACAUCCUGUCACUCAAGGACAGAGCACGGAAACUGGUCUGUGACUGGCUGCAUCAGUCCUGUCGUACCAGUCUGUCAGACACUGUUUGCACAAGCCCUGUUCCCUGCCAUGAGGCGCAGCUCAGAGAGGCUUUUAUAAUUGGCAGAGCUUUGAUGAGGACAGACAGCAGAGAUCCAAGAUGGCAUCUUCUCUAUGUGGACAUACUCUUGGCUAAAGGCGAUAUCCAGGCAGCAAGUGCUCAUCUAUGCCAGGUAUUUGGCCAGGAGCCAAGGGAUGCUGUAGCACAGGCCAGGGUGGGUGUGGUGGAGGCCUGGCAACAGAAUUACCGCUGCGCGGCUCGCAGGCUCAGCAAGCUGAUCGAAAAAGACUUAUCUAGUCUGGACUUCUUGCUGGCUCUUAUCCCAUUUCAUCAGCGAAAAUGUACAGCACAGGCUGCAUCACAGGAGGCCAGCAGUGUGUCAUCAGCUGGCCACUGGGAUCAGGCCCUCACACUCCUGACAGUGGCGGUGCAAGGGAUGGGCAAUCAGAGGUUACAGUACCUUCGCCAGCGAGCCGCCUGUUUUUCACAGCUCGGCUCACACGAGCGGGCCGUAGCUGACCUGGACAAAGUCAUCCAGAAGCAAGGUAGACAUGACUCCACAAGUCCGGAUGACCCUAAAAUCUGGGUGGAGGAUCUCUGUCGACGGGGUCGCAGCCUGAUCUUGUGUUCCAGAGAGGCAGAUGCUCUGGAGGACUUCGCCCAGGCCCUACAGCUUCACAGAGACCAGGCCAUCCAGUGUGUGGAGGCUGGCCUGGGGAGACAGCGUGUGGCUGAAAGCUUUUUGCGAGGGGCGCUGCAGCACUACGGAGAGCAGAAGCUCAGCAAAGCCUGGACACUCAUUGAAUGUGGCCUUCUUGUGGACAGUGAGAACACAGAUCUGCGCAGGCUGAGGGCAAGAGUCAAACGGGAUGAGGCCAGCCCAUGCAACGUGAACUAGUGCUAACAUUAUCAGGAAAUCAAGUAGAUGACAAGCUAUUUAUAGCCUCUUUCAUGGUGCAGUAGGACACAUUAUUUUAGUUCAUAUUAUGUCUUCCAAGUUGAAUUUAAAUCUAGGUUUGUUGAAUGAAUGAUGUUUCUUAGCAUUCUUUGUCUUUGUAUUGGUAUUAUUUUAUUGUCAGGAGAGUAUGCAAAUAAGAGAUAGUCAACA
Molecule: messenger RNA, 3543 nt
Organism: Menidia menidia (Atlantic silverside)
Lineage: Eukaryota; Metazoa; Chordata; Actinopteri; Atheriniformes; Atherinopsidae
Source: the annotation of a GenBank genome assembly